Annulohypoxylon maeteangense is the source of this 3183-nucleotide messenger RNA. Its product is annotated as P-loop containing nucleoside triphosphate hydrolase protein. The transcript has 3 exons. Gene Ontology annotation, molecular function: ATP binding; RNA helicase activity; nucleic acid binding. NCBI's taxonomy places the organism in Eukaryota, Fungi, Ascomycota, Sordariomycetes, Xylariales, Hypoxylaceae. The coding region runs from base 1 to 3183 and encodes 1060 amino acids. The record is from RefSeq and is a predicted model, not a curated record.
AUGGAGAUAGAGACCAUCGAGCUAGGCGAGACGAUUCCCGUGAUCGAGCCAGAGGACGACGCGAAGGUACUGCUGACUCUCAUCCACGAAGUAGGCGAGGCGGAAGUGAAACCAAAACCUGCGCCCGCCCAGUCCGAUGCCGAUAAAAAAGUUGAACGCCUCGCAAAAUUAGCAGCAUGGAAGAAGAAACAGGAAGAAAAAGAGAAACAGAAAGAUCCAACUCCAGGUGGAACGCGGAAGCUUCUAGCUGAAAUGGACCAAAAAGCUAACACUGCUACUUCUAAUUCAACGCCUACAGGAGCAUCUCCAGCGCCGAUAUCGCCUGCCGAGACUCAAACGACCUCGCCGGCGGCUCCGUAUGCCGGUAAAUUUGACCCCAAGGCUAUCGCGAAGAAAUCCGCUCCCAAGACACAUAUCCCAACUACAGCACCUAAAUUAGGGGUCGUUGCGGGUCAACCAUCAACAACAAGUCUCCCGUUAGCAACUAAAGCUCCACGUGUUUCUGCUCUCCCACAAAGUAGAGCUAAGACAAGCGGUUUUGGUUUCCACAAGCAGAAUGCGGAAACUGAGAAGGUUUCGCAGAAGCGGAAAUUAAUGCUAGAUGAAGACGAUUCGUCAGAUAGAAAACUUGCUAAGCUGCCUUCCCUCCUACCCCUUGGCGACGUUGAUGAUACGCCAUAUGAGAACCAGGAUGAGGAGGACGACGACGAUGAUGCGGAUCACUUCGCUGGAGAUGAAGCUGAAGAGGCUGCUCUCGCUCGCGCAGCCCAGGAGAGACGAGAGGAACGUAUCGCGCUAGAGAAUGCCCAGCAAGGAACGGAGAUGCAAGUUGAUCACGGCGAAGAGGAAUCCGCCCCGGACACAAAUGGUGCGCCUCAAGCUACUCAUCCGAAUGAGGCCAUGGAAGUAGACGAGGAUGUUGACCCCCUUGAUGCUUUCAUGAAUGAUCUCGAGACUAAGCCUACAGCGAGUAAACUUCCCAAAGUAGGACCUAGCAAGAGUAAGAAUUCACAGGAACCUGAGGCGUACUUCAGCGAUGACGAGUACGACUACCGGAAUGAGAACGUAGAGCCCGACUCGUUCUUAGCUAUCGCGGCCAAAGCUCGCAAGAAGAAGGACAUUCCAUCAGUUGACUAUAGCAAAAUCGAUAUAGAGCCGAUCCGAAAGAAUUUCUGGGUUGAACCAGCUGAGUUGGCAGAAAUGACCGAAGCGGAAUUGGCAGACCUACGCGUCGAACUGGACGGAAUUAAGGUGUCUGGCAAGGACGUACCUAAGCCGGUCCAAAAAUGGUCCCAGUGCGCCCUAUCACGAAAGACGCUUGACAUCGUUGAUAGCUUGGGCUACGAAAAACCUACGCCGAUUCAAAUGCAAGCCUUUCCCGCGAUCAUGUCUGGUCGAGAUGUAAUCGGUGUUGCGAAGACUGGCUCAGGAAAGACCCUCGCUUUUCUAUUACCUAUGUUUAGGCAUAUCAAGGAUCAACGGCCACUUAAGGAGAACGAAGGUCCUAUUAGCCUGAUCAUGACUCCUACACGUGAGUUAGCCACCCAAAUACACAGAGACUGUAAACCAUUCCUAAAAUCGAUGAAUCUACGGGCGGUCUGCGCGUAUGGCGGUGCACCCAUCAAAGAUCAUAUCGCCGAGUUAAAGAGGGGCGCAGAAAUCGUUGUUUGCACUCCAGGUCGCAUGAUCGAUUUGCUGGCAGCUAAUCAGGGCCGCGUGACGAACUUAAAGAGAGUGAGUUAUGUCGUUCUUGACGAAGCAGACAGGAUGUUUGAUAUGGGUUUCGAACCUCAGGUGAUGAAGAUAUUUGCCAACAUGCGACCUGAUCGGCAAACGAUUCUCUUCUCGGCUACCAUGCCGCGUAUCAUGGAUGCUCUAGCCAAAAAGGUCUUAAAUAGUCCGGUAGAGAUCACCGUCGGGGGUAGGAGCGUAGUUGCCCCCGAGAUCACCCAGGUUGUGGAGAUUCGAGAAGAGAAUACGAAGUUCGUUCGCCUGCUUGAGCUCCUGGGCGAGCUUUACGACAAGGAUGAAGAUGCCCGAACGCUGGUGUUCGUAGAGCGGCAGGAAAAGGCAGAUGACUUGCUAAAAGAGUUGAUGCGCAAGGGCUAUCCCUGCAUGUCAAUUCACGGCGGUAAAGAUCAGAUUGACAGAGAUUCGACCAUCGAGGAUUUCAAACACGGCAUUGUUCCGAUCCUCAUUGCAACAUCCGUGGCAGCUCGAGGUCUGGACGUCAAGCAGCUGAAGCUAGUUGUGAAUUACGAUGCUCCUAACCAUCUCGAAGAUUAUGUGCAUCGUGCUGGUCGUACCGGGCGUGCUGGUAACAAAGGAACAGCUGUCACUUUCAUCACUGGAGAACAAGAGAACUGCGCACCAGGAAUCGCGAGGGCCCUAGAACAAAGCGGCCAGUCAAUUCCGCCACAACUUGAUGAAAUGCGUAAAGCCUUUAGGGACAAGGUGAAGUCCGGUAAAGCUAAAGAUCAGUCGGGCUUUGGUGGAAAGGGGUUGGAGCGUCUUGACCAGGAGAGAGAAGCAGCUCGCUUAAGAGAACGAAAAUCACAUAGGACGGAAGGGGAUGAAGAGGAGGAGAAGAAAGAAGAGAAAUCUGGAGAGGAUAAGAAGGGUGAUAAAGCCUUGUCGGCCAUUCAAACGGCUGCCUCGGGUAUCAUCUCUCGCGACUCUGCUGCUCCUCCCAAGGUUGACCUCGAGCCGAAAUUUACCAUUCAUAAAAGGGAAGACGCCCCGGCAUCCUCGAGUGGCAACAAUCCCUUGGACAAGGUCUCUUCCGCGAUCAAUGCUAUCAAUGCCCGUUUGGGCCGCGCUGGUCAAUUAAGACCAGGUCAACCAAUCGAUAAUAAGGGACCAGAUGCCGGUGCCUUCCAUGCAACGCUUGAGAUCAACGACUUCCCGCAAAAAGCGCGUUGGGCUGUCACUAAUAGAACUAAUGUAGCUAAGAUUCUCGAGGCUACCGGGACAUCUAUCACUAACAAAGGCACAUUCUACGCACCUGGAAAGGAGGUACCGCCUGGUGCUGACCCUAAGCUUUAUGUAUUGGUAGAGGGUGAUACAGAGCUAAUGGUCGCCAAUGCCAUGGCUGAGCUCACUCGCUUGUUGAAGGAGGGCACCAUAGCUGCGGCUGAUGCGGAUAGCAGGGCUCCUAUUGGUGGUAGAUAUACAGUCACGUAA